CAGUUCCGGAAGGGGCGGGCUUUGUGGAGAUGGCGGCGCCGGAGGUGCUGGAGUCAGACCUGCCAAAUGCCGUAGCACUUUUGAAAAACCUCCAGGAGCAGGUGAUGGCUGUCACUGCACAGGUGCAAGCUCUGACCAAAAAAGUUCAAGCUAAAGCCUAUCCUACAGAGAAGGGUCUCAGCCUUUUGGAAGUGAAAGAUCAGCUGUUGUUAAUGUACCUUAUGGAUCUGAGCCAUCUCAUUCUGGACAAAGCCUCAGGAGGGUCUCUUCAGGGACAUCCUGCAGUUUUGAGACUGGUGGAGAUUCGCACGGUUUUGGAAAAGCUUCGUCCUUUGGACCAAAAACUGAAGUAUCAAAUUGACAAACUGGUGAAGACGGCAGUGACAGGCAGCCUCAGUGAGAGUGACCCACUCCGUUUUAAGCCUCAUCCCAGCAAUAUGACGAGCAAGUUGAGCUCUGAGGAUGAGGUGGAAGAUGAAGCAGAGGAAGGCCAGUCUGGGGCUUCAGGGAAGAAAUCUGGAAAAGGGACAGCUAAGAAAUACGUUCCACCACGCUUGGUUCCAGUGCAUUAUGAUGAAACAGAAGCUGAGCGGGAGAAGAAGCGCCUAGAACGAGCCAAGAGACGGGCAUUGAGCAGCUCUGUCAUUCGUGAACUAAAGGAGCAGUACUCAGAUGCUCCAGAGGAAAUCCGUGAUGCUCGGCAUCCUCAUGUUACUCGACAGAGCCAGGAGGAUCAGCACAGGAUUAACUAUGAGGAGAGCAUGAUGGUGCGUUUAAGUGUCAGUAAGCGGGAGAAAGGACGGCGAAAACGAGCAAAUGUCAUGAGCUCACAAAUUCAUUCCCUCACGCACUUCAGUGACAUCAGUGCUUUGACAGGAGGAACCCCUCAUCUUGAUGAGGAUCAGAAUUCUACUAAGAAGCGGAAGAAGAUACCUAAGAAAGGUCAGAAGAAAAAAGGUUUUCGGAGGCGGCGGUGAUUAUGGGUGUACAUAUUUAAUUUAUUUUUUGUCAUCCUGGGAUACUUCUAAUUUCACUGUAUGUAGGUUUUUUCCUCGGAAUUCAUUAAUUAUUUGCUCUGGACAUGUGGAAAGAUCUUUAUUAAUAAAAUUGAUUUUACUUA
Messenger RNA from Lipotes vexillifer (Yangtze River dolphin), 1120 nucleotides. It is a transcript of the gene NGDN, whose product is annotated as neuroguidin. Lineage: Eukaryota; Metazoa; Chordata; Mammalia; Artiodactyla; Lipotidae. The coding region runs from base 30 to 977 and encodes 315 amino acids. The record is from RefSeq and is a predicted model, not a curated record. The transcript has 11 exons. Gene Ontology annotation, biological process: maturation of SSU-rRNA from tricistronic rRNA transcript (SSU-rRNA, 5.8S rRNA, LSU-rRNA). Gene Ontology annotation, cellular component: small-subunit processome; nucleolus.